AUGGACAAGAUUAGGCCAUCACCGUCACCACCUCCACCAACUAGCUCCACCACAAUAACGGCCCCAGACACCAAGAGAAACGAAGAACUGUCAGUGAUGUCACGCAUGAAGAAAGACUGCUUAUUUUUCACAGUUUCAUUGAAAGAGAGUUUUAGCUAUAUCAAAGCUAUAUUCGUGGGUCAGGCAAAGAAGAUGACGGCAAGAAGUGAGAAGGAAGCAGCAGCAGCAGAACUACAAGCUGAGAAAAUGCAAGUUGAAGCUGCUAAUGAAGCUGAAAAUGUCAAGAACAAAAUUGACAAAUCUAUGUAA
Messenger RNA from Dovyalis caffra, 309 nucleotides. The record is from the annotation of a GenBank genome assembly. NCBI's taxonomy places the organism in Eukaryota, Viridiplantae, Streptophyta, Magnoliopsida, Malpighiales, Salicaceae.